Polypterus senegalus (gray bichir) is the source of this 5643-nucleotide messenger RNA. RefSeq names its product coiled-coil domain-containing protein 60-like. The coding region runs from base 282 to 2240 and encodes 652 amino acids. The record is from RefSeq and is a predicted model, not a curated record. The transcript has 15 exons. NCBI's taxonomy places the organism in Eukaryota, Metazoa, Chordata, Cladistia, Polypteriformes, Polypteridae.
CUGACGGAAUUUUUGUGUACCCGAUUAGAUAGUAAAAUUUUCAAAAAGAGGAAACUUUCCCACAGGAUUUUUUUUUUGUGUAUAUUUUUUCCUUAUCGAGCAAAGCACCCCGAACACGAGGAAUGCGUAUUACUCUUUUAUUUACAAACGCUUUUCCAGAUUAGGACUUCGGCUGGCUAGAAUGUCAAGUAAACAAUCGUAACUAAAGUUUAUGUUUUAUAAAUGAACAUUUGCCAGUUAGUUCAUUAAUUCAAAAGCAAAUAACUCGAAUCGACGGGAAAAUGCCCCUAAGUAAAAGUGCGGAUCCACGCACUUUCGUGCUCCUCAAGCCGCUACCCAUCGGUUCCCCAAAGGGUCAGAAGCUGCAGGCACGUAGUACUUCAGUGUAUAGCGCCUUGGAGCCAAGCCGCGAGGAAGUCUUCAAAGAGAAUUACCAGCGCAGACAUGAUCAGCUCAGCCGCCAGGGAUACUGGGCACCCAACUGGAGACCGUACCAAGGGCUUGGGGACCCCCUGCAUCUCGAGCCCAGGCAGCUCAUCCUGCGCUCACUCGGACAGGACGACCAGGUGAGAAAUGAAGACCCUUCUCUUCAAAGAGAGCCUUUGGCACAAGAGAGCGCAGCAGCAACAUCUCAGAGGAGUGUGAAGAAUGAGAGCUUAUCAGCCCACCUUUCUUAUCUGAAGAGCAGUGAAGAUGAGAGGCAAACUCUGAGGAAACACUUAUCAAGUACAAGGAAGAUGGUGUCAGCAGUGAAACAAGGCAGAGGAUACUUCCAGCUCCUGCAGAACGAAGAGCACAGGAUGGCGAGUGCUCAGAUCUUAAAGAUGCAGCAACUUGCUGAACAGAAGAGAAAUGAGAUGCGUCCUCCUUCGCUACUGUCAGAUGAUGACUCAGAUUCGCCGGAUAGUCCUGAGAGAUUUUUCAAGACUGAAGUCCCUGCAGGCCGCUCACCGAAGGCAUCUGCAACUGUGAACAAGAAUGCAACCAUGAGACCUUUUACUCCAGUCCACUCGUCCCUGACUUCCCCGCAGCUGUCAGAUACCCCAGUUGAGGUGAUCUUCCGUCAGCUGUGUUCUUUAUACUGGCUCUUAGAUGUUCUGACCACAGAAUCCACCGGGGGUAUUGGCCCAGUGUCUUCCUGCUGGGAUAUAAGAGACCCAGGAGGAAGCAGAUCGAUGAUGAGACGAACGGUUAAAGAGAAGAACAUCGAACUCAGAUGGGACCACUUUCUGUCCCCGCCCAAAGUAAAAAAAAACUACAGGGCACUGAGGCGGCAGUCUGUGAAGCCCAGGAGGUCGUACUUUCCCAGUUCUUCACGAAUGAGCAUGUCAUCAACCCUUACCGCCAACAUUGGUAGUAUGUCGUCUCUGGUUCUGGGUUCUGAAGACAUGUCCAACCACUUGCUGGAGGAGGUGUGCGAAGCAGAAGAUAGCGAGUCACUGGCCAAUGGAUCCAGGAGCCCCAACCGGCAGGACAAGCUGGAGGUGCCACUCUCUCCCUAUCUCCAGAAGCUUCUAGAAUAUGCACACCAGAGUGCUGAAAAAGAGCUGCAGUUCAACAUGGAGACUGGAAAAAUCAAGUUGGACAGCUAUUUAACAAAUGAUCCUGCUUCGGAAAAAAAUAGAGACAGAAAAGAAGAGGAUACCCCUCAACAGAGGCCUCAGAGCUGCCCAGUAAAUCAAUCAAUAGUCACUAGCAAAUUCAUAGAAAGUAAAAAGGAGCUGUCGUCAGAGAUGAGGCAAAGAUUCUUACAGGCAAUGAGGGAAUCAUCAUCAGAUCUCAACUCAACUUUGGACAUGAUUUCCAAGAAGCGCCAGGAGAAAUGUGUCCACAUAUUUCACUCCCUGGAUAAGCUGAAAGAUGUCCACCAGGGUAUGGAGAGCAUUAGGGCAUGCAGCAAGGUGGCAGGUUGCAGGGACGAGCAGAGUCAGCUAAUGGAGACAAGCUGGCUUUCUCAUCUGCUAUCCUCGAUUCCUUGCCAAGCACUGGACAAUCACAAUAUCCACAAAAUUUUGGACAAGUUAUCCCGCUUUGGCGACAGGCAGAGCCUAAGAAUUGAGCCGCAGCAUUUUGUGAACGUUCUGAGCACAAUCCGCACAUGGGAGCUUUGCUCUCCGGACCUCUGCGUUGCCAUUGAGAUAGUCCGGGAGCACGUAGUGCAGAUGCCUAAAGAAGAUUAUGAGACCUGGCUGAAGUCAAGGGGGGCUUUGCCCACAAGGCCACAGAGUGCCCCCCGGUAAGAUAUUUUGACCAGCAGCAUGAAUCCUGAUCCUGGAUAACGACAUUUAUUCCUUAGUUCUUGUUGGUGGAUUUCCUUAAGCAUGUGAAGCAUAAGUGGCCCAGUCCUACCUUCAAAUAAAUUCCAGUUUGAUGACUUCUGGUUUCUUUCUAUAGUCAGAUGUACACCGAGGUGUGAGAAUUACUUUAUAACAAAUUUUGGAAGAUGUGUGCUUUUUUAUUUACAGUAGUCUCUUUAUUUUUUUCUCAUUCCCAAAGUGUUGUGUCUAAAUUAAUAAAGUCAAUGGCAGCAAAUGUUUAAGAGCAAAACCACCUUGGUGUGACUGUGUACACAAACGCCUGCUUACAUAAGCUAUUAUCUGUCCUUCCAUCCACUAUACCAACCCAUUUAUUCCAAACUAUUCAGGUGUCACAGGCACAAGGCAGAAUCCAUCCGUACAUCUGAUGCCACACACCUUCACUCACUCACGCCAAGGCCAUCAUUGAGUCACUAAUCACCUAUGAGAAGGGAGAGAGAGAAUGGAGUGUCCAGGGAAAACCAACACAGAUGGGGUGAGAAUAUACAAACUCCACAAAGACAUUGACCAUUUUGGGAUUUGAACCCAGGGUAUGGAGUUGAGAGACUUUAGCACUAACCACUAUACCACAGAGGAUAUGCAGAAAAUAAAGUAGCAACAGCAGAGCUUCAUUACAACGUGCAAACUUGGGGACUUUUCCAUUAACUCAGCAAAGAACAAAGGAUAUGACAGUAUAAUUUCCUUUAUUGCCACAACAAUGAAAUCUGCAGAGAAUUUCAUACAUAUACAAUAUGAACACAAACCUUCAACACAGGAAGAACAACAAUCACUAUUCCAAACUACCCCAUACACAACUAAAUGGACAUGGUCAUGCAGUUACUGUGGAGGACCUCACUUAAGGUUAAUUGUAACAUGGGGUCAUCCAAGAUCUACCAUAGUCUAGGGAACCUGUAACAAAGUAAAUUGUUCAGCCCAGCCUGCUGUGUCCGGCCUCCACACCUCCCACACAGGACACCUCCCAUUUUAACUGUACUUAGUUCCCAUUUUUUCAUGCAGACUUAAAUCUAUCAAAGAGUUACCUAAGGGCAGAUAAGAAACAUUUAAUCAAGCAAAAGGAGAACAUGGAAAUAAACCGUACUAAAGAUAUAAAACAGGGAACAAAUGAAGUCACUUUCAAAAUAUAGACCAAAGUUAGUAGUACUUGUCUAGACAAAGCAACGGCAAAAAAUAGCAGCCAUUGAAAAUACAGUGAUAAUGUAAAAAAAAAAACUGGAAAAGACAAGGAAACUGUUAUAAUUUGUUUCAGAACCCAUAGAUUUUGAUCUGAAGCGUUCUAUGCAAACCACCUAAUUGCUAUAGUUCCUUGGAGUGGCAUUAGCUGACUAACUAAUGCAGAGAUCAAGGUACUGAUUAUUAAGAACUAUCAACAGACAGCCAGUAGUCAAAGUUGAAAGAACCAUCAAAUAGUCCCUCUUACAUUGAUCCUACUAGCUUUUCCCUAACUGCACCAAGCAGUCAAAUGUUUUUUUUUUUCAGACACCAUCUUAAAUAUCAAUAGCGUGAUGCUACUGCUGAUCACUUGGCUGCAACAGGAUGUCAUUCAUAAUAGCAACGUGCUGGGGACAACUGCAGGAAAAGCAAAAUACAAAAUGGCUUUGCAAUGACAUCGAUAGAACAAUGAUAAAAACUAACAAAACACUAAAACGAAUACCAAAUACACCCAAACCUUUCCAAAUGAAUCUGCAAGCUCAAAAUAUAAACAGGACUAUGACGGGUAUACUGUAUUGUGCAAGAUGCCCUGGUUACUCCCAGGUUUCAUGUCUCCCAUUUGACAGUGCCUUAGUCAAAUCCACAACAAUUACUGAUCUCCUGCCAGGGCCCUUUCAUCUAGUCUAUUAGUAAUCACUUAUAUAAACGACAUCUUGUACUUAGCCCGUACUUGCUCAAUGAGGUGUAGUAGGCAAGAUUCUAGAGGAUCAGCCAGCACAAAGUUUCAUGUCUCCCAUCUGACAGCGCCUUUGUUACACUACUCACUUGCUGUUGUCUGGCAGCAACAAUUACUUUUAUAGUUCUUAUUUCUUUGGUAAGCAUUUGCCUGCAGCAUCUGUUUCAGUAAUGAAUAGAUGUUAUUAACUAGAAGCAGGUUCCUUGCUUUUAGUCCGUACUCAUUCAAGUAGUCAAACCCUAUAGGUUUUUGUAACUUUCCUUUUUCAUUUGCUCACAAUCUGUUAAUUCUUGCUUCCAUAUUUACAUGUUUUUGUCAGUUCUUGACUACAGUCUCACCUUUUAUUCUUGUUCAGUUGGUUACUAACCUGGCCAUUUUGAGUAAUCACCUAUCUCAUGUUAGCAACAUUCCUCUUCUUCCACCUGUGGAACUCUACUCCCAAUUAAACUUGGGAGACAAGUCAAAGAUAUAGAAUAAGAGAGGAAGAACAAUUAUAGAAUUGUGGGGAAACAGAAUCUAUCCCAACAGCAUAUGAUGCAAUGCAAAGAGUAACCCAAGGUAGAAUGCAAGUCACAUUAAUGCACAGAAAAACAUUUCAUACAGUGAACAAAACCUACUCGGGAGAUAAUGAUAAAAACAAGAGCGUACAUAGUAAUAGAAAGAAAAAUGGUGGAAACCGUAAGAUGAAGCUAAACCAGGAAACCAGGAACACAACAGCAAAAUGAAAGUUGGGGCAGAGUAUAGCCAACAAACCAAAACACACAAUCCUACCGUUAGGUCAUACUACAAAAGUAAAUAAACUUGUAGCAGUGGCAGGGCACUCACAUUCUGACAGUUUAAAAACACUGUUCCUGGGUGUUAUAUCUCAGCCAGAUUUCCACCCCUGACUGGAGUUCAUAGUCUUCUUUUAUGUCCCUUUUGCUUUUUGUUGUGCCAUUUAUUUAUAUUAAUGUUACUUUUGUUAAUUAUCUGCUAUAUUUUCUUUGUCUAUGUUAUGUGGGAGGUCCCCCAAAGAGGCGGGGACACCUGCCAGUCGCUGUCAGGAACUGCCCUCUACCCUAUAUAUCCAGAGGGUCUCCCACAGUCCCUGGUGGUUCAUUUUUAAUGCCCUUAGGAGUGAUGAGUUGUUGUUCUUUUUGUAAAUUCAAUGUGGUUUGUGAUUUUCUAGCUGUUUUUAACCUUCUGCUCUAAGUUUUGACCUUGUUAUUUGAAUCUGUAUUGUGACUUGUUUGAUUUAGAUUGCCUUCUUGUUACAGGCUAUUCCAUUUUGCCUUUGUGUUCCAUAGAGCUCAUUAUUAUUGGAGAACAUUUUUUGUGAAGAAUAAAUAUUUUAUUUUACGAAGAUUCCACAAGAGCCCUAUUUGUAUCUAGUUGGUGUUUUUGAUCAUUUUCCCACUUCUAGUGGGCAUUUUUGGAAGUGCUUUUGGGACUCUUAGUUCUCGA